Molecule: messenger RNA, 764 nt
Organism: Paramecium sonneborni
Lineage: Eukaryota; Ciliophora; Oligohymenophorea; Peniculida; Parameciidae
Source: the annotation of a GenBank genome assembly
AUGAUCGAAAUAAAUAAUCUGUUCAUAUUCUUUAAGUUUUCUUAGGAGAGAUUAACUAAAAGGACCGAAUUCAUUGUAAUAUAUUAGUAUAAUAUUUAUCUAAAAUUUGAGAUAGUUAUAAAAUGUACCUCAAAUAAGGCUAAGAUUUUCAUUAAUCAACAUGUUUAAUGAUACUAAUCAAGAUUGGAUUAAAAAUGAUAAUAUUUAGAAAUUGGAUGAUCGAAUAAAAGUGUUGUUAUUUAUAAAUCAAUAUAACAAACAGUAAUUACUUAUACAUAACUUGAUAAUAACAUAAUGAGGAUGGUUUUUAGAUAAGCAACUAAAUUUGUUUGGGUUCUAUCAUUUAUUCAUAAUGUAUAGAAUAAGAAAAUUUUUAUAGUUGAAAAUAGAGUAUAGAUUGGCAAUUAAAGUAUUUUAGAAUUUCACAUUUAAAAAAGAACAAUUGAUGAAUGUAAUUCAAUUUAUCAGAUAACAGAACAUCAUCUCAGAUUGAUUAGUAAAUGGUAUAUAAUUAAAUUUAUAUUUGUAUCUCAUAAUAUAGGGAGAUAUCAAACUUAAAAAAAUAAUGUUAGAAAAUACUAAAUGUAAUUGAAUUAAUUCAAUUGAUAUUGCCAUAGUAGUAGAUUUACAUGAUUAAAAUAUCUGAGCAUCAAGGUAUCAAUUAAAUAAAAUAUAGAUAAGCAAAUAUCUACUCCUAAAUUGGAUAUUCACUUUCUAUGGAUAGUAUUAUUUUCAAUUAAAAUAAUGAGGUCUAAGCUGAAUGA